UAAUUUUUAGAUAUUUACAUAAAAGCAAAUCUGGAAAUUUAAUUCAACAUCGAAAGCUAUGAAAUUUUUAUUAUAUAAUAUCUUCACUGAAAUAAUUAAAAUUCAUAGAAAAACAACUCUGAUAACCCUAGAGUUAUCUCUCUAUUUAGCAUUCCUAUGAUUCAAAGUUAUAAUUACGAAGAUUUGAGUAGUUAACGAGGGCCGUCCCCCAUAAAAUCACUAAUAAGAACGUAAUAAAAAGUGACUAGUUAAACAGAUGGAGAAUAAAGGACAGACGCAUCUCUGUUUGUAAAGAAGGAGGAAAAAUAAUUUACUUUAUAAUUCGAAUGUUCGCGGCCCCGGAAAGUACGAAACAAUUGUAUUUAUCGGAAGAAUGACUGAUUGCUAUGAGCAGAUUGCAAGGUUAUUAGGAGCGGGUCGAUUUUCAUGUUUAUACUACUCGAAGGCGAUAAUGCGUAUACCAGUCACUACGUAAACGUUGGUCGGGUCACUAUUAGCCAGGAUGUGACCUGCACGUCAGUAUCGAUUUACACAGCAUCUUUUUUUAUUCAAGAAUAUACUCGGUAUGUUCAUGGUGAAGAUAAUGUGGCAAAUAGUAAAAAUAAUGAAGAAAUGCCGUCGCAACUAGCAGUAACAUCUUGGAAUGACAUGCCUUUCUCAGGAAUUGUAGAAGAAAAUGGAAAGUGGGUCGGUAAAGGAUAUGCAUUUUACAUUUUUGACUUACUCAGUACGAAAUUAAAUUUCACCUAUACCAUUAUUCCACCAAAAGAACAUAUUUUGGGUGAUAAAAGUAGCGGUAUUCUUGGUUUACUUUACGAGAAGAAAGUAGACGUAGCUGUUGCGUUUCUUCCCGUAUUACCGGAAAUUGGACAAUAUUGUACGUUCAGCGCUCCACUAGAUGAAACGAAAUUAACUGCUGUGAUGAAGAGACCUCAGGAAUCAGCUACAGGUUCUGGUCUUCUGGCACCAUUCGAAAGAACCGUCUGGCUAUUAGUUUUAAUAUCAUUAAUUUUUGUGGGACCAAUUAUUUAUCUUUUCGCCAGUAUGAGAGCAAAAUUAUGGCACGAUCCAAGUUCUGAAAACUUCAGUUUGUCCUCUUGCUUCUGGUUCGUUUAUAGUUCUCUGUUGAAACAAGGAACGAAUAUUGUUGCUACAACAGAUUCAACACGAAUGCUUUUCGCUACAUGGUGGAUUUUUAUAUUGAUUUUGACAUCUUUUUACACGGCAAAUCUCACAGCGUUUCUUACAAAACCUCAAUUUACGCUCUCUAUUAGUUCCCUACAAGAUAUUGUUCACAAGGGAUACAGCUGGAUCACCUAUAAGGGACGAACGAUUGAUUUUCUUCUUUCUCAAAAUCAGGAGAACGAUUUGAGUUUAUUGAACGUAAGCAAAUUGCAAGGAAAAGGUGUUUUUAAGUACUAUGAGCAUUCAAGAGCUAUUUUAGAAUCAGUUACUACCAAAAGACUUUUCCUAGCAGAGGCACAUUACUUGCAAACUUUAAUAUUCAAAGACUACAUGAAUAAAACGCGUCAUCAUUUACAACAUAACUCGCGUUGUACGUAUGUUAUAAUGCCUGGUAGCAUUUUAAUAACCAGCCGUGCCUUUGGCUUUCCCCAUGGUUCAACUUUUGAAAAACGUUUCAAUAGAUUGCUGUUAAGAUUAAUAGAGACCGGUAUCAUACAUCGUACGAAGCAAGAAGAUCUGCCAUUAGCUGAAAUCUGUCCAGUUGAUCUUCGUUCAAGCGAGAGACAAUUGCGAAAUACUGAUCUUCUUUUAACAUACAAAGUUGUCGUGGGUGGAUAUACAAUUGCUGCAAUUAUCUUUUUAUUUGAAUUUAUUUACGCGUUUAUAUUGUACCGAGUACAAAAUGGUAAAAGAAAAGCAUGCUGCUAUCUGCCUUGUUGUGGUCCAAACAAAAGACCACAAAAUCCUUUAAAUAGCAAUCUUCCAGCACAAAAUUAUAUGAUGAUGUUAAAAAGAAGUCCUCCAGCGAUUUAUCAACAUCCUGACAAUGUUUUGAUACAAAAAAAGCAACAAUUUAUCAAUGGAAGAAGUUAUUAUGUGGUUACUAAUCCAUAUGGUGAUCGAAAAUUAAUUCCUAUUAGAACUCCUUCUGCUUUUUUAUUUCAAUAUGCAGCCUGAUCAUAUUAAAAAUAUGUAAGAAAUACAAAAAUAUUUUUUGUAUGUAGCAUUACAUGUUGAAAUGCUAAAAUUAUUUAAAA
Bombus pyrosoma is the source of this 2222-nucleotide messenger RNA. RefSeq names its product glutamate receptor ionotropic, delta-2 (gene Ir76b). Bases 427 to 2142 code for a protein of 571 amino acids. Gene Ontology annotation, cellular component: membrane. The record is from RefSeq and is a predicted model, not a curated record. The transcript is spliced from 11 exons. NCBI's taxonomy places the organism in Eukaryota, Metazoa, Arthropoda, Insecta, Hymenoptera, Apidae. Gene Ontology annotation, molecular function: ligand-gated monoatomic ion channel activity.